Messenger RNA from Porites lobata, 1086 nucleotides. The record is from the annotation of a GenBank genome assembly. NCBI's taxonomy places the organism in Eukaryota, Metazoa, Cnidaria, Anthozoa, Scleractinia, Poritidae.
AUGUGGGCAGCCAGGUACAAUGUUGAGAAAAUUAUUCAAUUCUUGGUCGAAAGGGGUGCUUCUCUCGAGAUCCAAGAUGGCGAUGGUUACACGCCAUUGCACCAUGCUGCGAUGGGUGGCAAAGAAGCUAACAUUGUAUGCUUAAUUAAACUCGGAGCAGAUAUAUUGAAAAAGAGUUAUCGGCGCUAUUCGCCAGUUCACUUGGCCUGUAUUGAUGGUCACAAAGAAGCCGUCCGUCUUCUUCUAGGCCAUGGAGCAGAAGCAUCAAGAGAAGGGGGUUUUAUGGUUGGAUCUCCUUUCACGUCAGCUGCACGCAACGGUCACCUUGAAAUCGUUCAGCUACUAGUAGAAAGUGGAGUUCGUGUGAAUAAGCGCUCAGUCGUGGGUUGGUCGGCUCUACAUGAGGCUGUUGCAGGAGGCCAUAUUCAUGUUGUGAAAUAUCUGCUUGAGAAAGGUGCAGAUAUUCAAGCCAUUACCACAUACACCCGAAAGGGCAAAGAAUAUCACCAAUCUGUUCUCCACUUGGCCACUAGUCUGGAAAUGUUCCGUUUACUGAUUGAAAACGGUGCUGACAUUAAUGCGCUAGAAGACUUUCAGUACCCAACUCUUCAUGUAGCAGCAAAAUUGGGCCAUAAUGACAUUGUAGACUACCUUUUAAAUCAGGGUGUCAAUGUCAACUUACGCAUUGAUCACUCUAGAUUGUCAGCUUUGACUUGUGCUAUUAAAGGGGACCAAGAUGCCACUCUUAAACUUUUGAUUGAGAGAGGUUGCUCUGUCGACUAUUGUGAUUCAUGUUUAUCGACAUUAUCAGCCGGAAAAGGCUUUAUAGCUGUUUUCGAACUUCUUCUAAAUAGAGGAAUAUCUGUGGAUACGAUGGAUAAAAAUGGAAAAACACCUCUUAUUGCCGCAGCUGAGGCUGGGCAGGCUGACAUGGUUGAAUUUCUCCUAGAUCGAGGUGCCAGCAUAAAUGGUACUCGUAACGAAUUUAAGAAACUUAGUGAUGAGGGGUAUGCAAGUCAGGGUAAACACAAAUCAAGUUUCCCUUUAUACCAUGCAUUGAAGGCAGGUCACAUUGAAGUUGCUCAG